Molecule: messenger RNA, 1868 nt
Organism: Oncorhynchus keta (chum salmon)
Lineage: Eukaryota; Metazoa; Chordata; Actinopteri; Salmoniformes; Salmonidae
Gene: ncf1
Product: neutrophil cytosolic factor 1
Exons: 13
Coding region: 225-1463 (412 amino acids)
Biological process (GO): superoxide anion generation; respiratory burst
Cellular component (GO): cytoplasm; NADPH oxidase complex
Molecular function (GO): protein binding; superoxide-generating NADPH oxidase activator activity; phosphatidylinositol binding
Source: RefSeq, a predicted model, not a curated record
CAAAGGGGGUGCAUUGAGGCUCAGCAUGCCCUUAACAUGGGGACUGUGAGGCCGGAAGACUGCCCCCAAACAGAAUCAACAAACAUGACUAUCAAACAAGUGGAGACUAUUGAACCAGUGCAUGAUGGGUUUAUUGUCAUAUAUUUCCACCUGUAGCUGUUGAUGUGGAGGUUGGAGAUACGGCCACUUUUGCACUCUUGAUUAUCACUCUUCUGCAUCUCACAAUGGAGGAAAUCUAUGUCAGGCAUGUGGAGUUGCUGGGCUUUGAGAAACGCUUCUUCCCCAGCCAGCACUAUGUCUACAUGCUGAUGGUGAAAUGGAAUGACCUGUCUGAGAAGUUGAUCUAUAGAGGGUAUCCGGAGAUCUACACCUUUCACAAAUCCCUGAAGGAGAUGUUCCCCAUUGAGGCGGGUGACAUCAAUAAGAAAGACCGGAUCAUCCCUGCACUACCAGCGCCAAAGUGGUUGGACAACCAAAAGAGCACAGAGACCAGGCAGAGCACUCUGGCUGAAUAUUGCAGUUCUGUCAUCAACCUGCCCCCCAAGAUCUCCCGCAGCCAGCUGGUACGCAGCCUCUUCAAGGUCCGACCGGAGGACGAGAACCCACCCGCUCAACACCCUUUAAAAAGAAAUGAGACCUUUGUGGUGUCCAAUGACAAGACGAGAGACAACACUUCUGAGAUCUCUGGCCCCAUCAUAUUGGAAAGCUACAGGGUGAUUGCUGACUACAGCCACACCUCCAAGUAUGAGAUCACCCUGCAUAUUGGAGACUUGGUGGAGAUUGUGGAGAAAAGCCCAAAUGGUUGGUGGUUCUGCCAGUGUGAUACCAAGCGGGGCUGGGUGCCCGCCUCUUACCUAGAGCCCCUGGAUGGACCAGAGGAGUCGGAAGAAGCCGAUCCCAACUACGCAGGAGAACUCUACAUAACCACCAAAGCCUACAAGGCAGCACAAGAUGAUGAGCUGACUCUUGAGACGGGGGAAACUAUUGAGGUCAUUCACAAGCUCCUGGAUGGAUGGUGGGUGGUCAGGAAAGGAGAGGAGACGGGACACUUCCCCUCAAUGUUUCUCUACAGAACUGGAGAGAAGAAGGACAUGGUGUCAGAAGAGCUUGUGAUGAGAAGACAGACACCCCCACCCAGACGUUCAACAAUCCGCAAUGCACAAAGUAUUCACAGCAAAGGGCGCCAGCGCAUCAGCCAGGACACAUACCGCAGGAACAGUCGCCGCUUCCUGCAGCAGAAGGGUGGCCGGCCCAAUCAGCCCAGGAAGACGUCCAAGGCCUCCACACAGUCCCCGCUGCAGGACUGGAAUAACAGAGACAACAUGCCAAAGACAGCGGGCUCUAGUCCAGGGGGUGAGCUGAAAGGGGCUCCCAUCAUCCCCCCUCGGCCCAGUCCUGAACUCAUCAUGGAGCGCUGUACAGAGAACACCCGCAAGAAAGUCAGUGUCCGCAAAUCGAGCUAAGCUUUAAACUGUGUGGAUCUGGACUCCUGUCAGCAAUGCAAUCAGAGAUGGGUUAAUGUGCGCAUUACAAGCUAAACAGCCGAUAAAGCCAACCAUGUGUGCCAUAGAGGGCAUUUUACAUUUUGUUCUAAAUGUUACCACUUAGUACUAGCUAACUGCUUAUGGAGAAAGUAAAACAAUCGUGAAAAGUGAAUGUAUGUACAAAAGCAAAGGUGUAUUUGUUUUUCUAGGGUCAUUUUUCUUAUUGUUACUUUUACGUAUGCAAUGUUUUUAAUGUUUUUUGAUAGUGUGUGGUUGUUAAAUGUGUUUGACGCAGUAUGCGGUUUUUGGAACAUAAGAUUAGUUAUUUAUUUGUUGAAUGUAGCCAUUUGUAACCUACAAAAUAAAUAAUAUAUUCAGAAAAUG